AGAAAAUUGCAAGAAAAUGGAAGUAGAAGGCAUUCUAGAAGGCGAAAUCCCGGAUUCUGCGAAAAAAGAUCUCCUUCGAAACGACAAAAAUGCUCUCCGAGCAUGCAUUCUCUACGAGUUUCUUCAAAAAAAGCCAGUUUUCGAAGCAUAUAAGAAUUUCUGCAAAACAAUUGGCGACGAUCUUAUGGAAUAUCGGGAAUUCGAUUUUUGGUUCUAUAAAAUUGGAAAAGAAAAUGCGGAUUUGAGCGGAAAACUGAUCUGGAACCCGGAUAGUCUGACACUUUCGAAUAUGCCGCUUAAAGUUGUUGACACGAUUUUGGAGAAUGUGGAGCCAAUUGAUAGAUUGCCGCUUGGAAAAGUGUCACAAAGCCUGAGAAGUCUCACAAAAGCCAUCGGCCACGGCUUCAAAAAGGUCGUGCUUCUCGUCGAUCAGAACUACGUCUGGCUUUUGCUUGAUUCAAAUCGAAUUGAAUACUCUUUUCUGACUGAUGAUAGUUGUACAGUCGUUUUUUUCCAGAUUCUCACAAAAUCGGAAUGCUUCGAGGAUGGUCUCAUCAACGUUCUGACUUGUGAUCCUGCCGCCAUUGGAAAAGUUUUUGAUCCAAACUACGAGCACAACGGAGCCAACGAAAUUGUCUUUGAGCAGAAUUAUGUGAAAUUCGCCGUCAAAUGCGAAGAAAGAAGCUUUGGGAUCAAAAGAGCCGGCGUUUAAUUUUGUAGUUUUUAGUAUAAUAAUUGCACUCUGUUUUUUUUUGUCUGGUUAUAGUUUUGUUCCAAACGUAUUAUUUUUUUAAAUCGAUAUUGUUGUUUAUAUAAAUUUUUUAAACUUUA
This is a messenger RNA of Caenorhabditis elegans, 831 nucleotides long. It is a transcript of the gene Y37H2A.12, whose product is annotated as F-box domain-containing protein. The transcript has 4 exons. Lineage: Eukaryota; Metazoa; Nematoda; Chromadorea; Rhabditida; Rhabditidae. The coding region runs from base 17 to 712 and encodes 231 amino acids. The record is from RefSeq and is marked reviewed.